AAGCCCCAAACCACUACAUUUAUAAGUACACAGCACUUGUGUAUUUUAUCCAGUUACGGUUACAUUCCAAGUGCCACAGCUCAGUACCAGGAAUGGUAAAGGGGCGUAUGCUGACUGCUGGAGAUGCUCUGAGCUUUAUAUUGUUUCUUCUCUGCACUGCAGGGACUCAUGGAUUGGCAUUAACGGACAAUGCAACAUUCUCACUAGAAGUCAAUUCAGAUAUAGUUCUGUUUUCGAUUCAAAACACUUCUCAUGGCAUUAGCAUUGCAGUCACUCCUCUGUGCCCCAAUCAAGAUGACUGUUUUGCCCCCCAAUCUCUACUAAUAGACGGUAUUUUCUUGCCUGAAGAAUGCACGAAUGUCCCCUGUAACGAGCACCAACUUGUCAUCACAAAGGCGUUGGAUAAUAAUUCUACAAUCCAAUAUGUAAUAGGAGUACCAACCGUUCAAUCUUUGCUGCUGCUACGGUUCCAUUAUCAUGUCCAAUCACAUAUGUUUGAGCUGGUCGAGAAAGCUACUGUAAAUCGAGGAAUUGUUCAGUACAACUGUAAUCCAACGGCUAUUGUGUCUUUGAAGGAGGUGUACUAUACGCUAUGCGUGAAUAAUUCCAAUGAUCGACUAAUUGUUCUUGUUAUAGAUAAUCUUGAAAGAUUCAGUGAUGUUAUCUUCAAUUUGAUCGGGAGGUCGGUUGAUGUGAACCUCCUCCCAAUAACGGACAUCUCAGUGGUAACCAGACAAUCGAAAUUGUAUAUCUUGUUUGUUGGAGGAUCUGAAUUGACUGCUAUAGACAUUGGAGUGGGUGACUUUCAUUCUCAAAAUUUUGCGGAUUGUACUGGAACAAUUUACAGAAUGCGUCUACGCAAUGACACGAAAAGUGAUGACACAAUUCUAUACCUGCUCUACUGUAAUGAGAACUAUGGGUUGAUUGAGAUUGAGGAUGAUUUAAACCCACCACUGUCCUAUUACUACAAUGAGACUGGCUACCCUGUAAUUUGCCAAAAAGAAGACGCUAUCGUGGCAGAGAUUACAGUCUUCAAAGACGGUGUGAAUAGUAUUCUACGACAUAACGGCACAAACUUUACUUUACCUGGGCAAGCAAUUUCACUUGAAGAGAGCUCAUGUUUUGGAUUCAAAGAUGCUCUAUUGUACGUUUACAGUGACCAGAAUUUAGGUACGGUAAUUGUUCACUUGCAAAAACAAAUUUUAAGGGAACUGCUAAUUGUGAAGUGUCAGCCAUUAAUCUGUUCCUCUUCUGUGCUCAACAAUCGAUACGUCCUGCUGAAACAAAAGUACAGUGAUUCCAAUGUUACUCUGAUAUUGUACGACAUGCAACAACAAAAGUUUGUGUCUGAAACUGCAAUUGAGCAUACUACAAGCCUAAUACAACUGCUUGAAUUACCACAGCCACAACAACCUGAUACGAGUAGGUUGAUUAGCACUAUCAUCGGAUCAAUCAUUGGAGGAUUAGUAUUUGCAAUUUGUGUACUGGUUUUCGUUAUUGCAAUCAUCAGGUAUUGUUGGAGAAAACGAUGUUCACCAGCACGAUAUGGACACCAGGUUGUAGAAAAUGCAGCACCAUCAUAUGAACGGAUGCCCCACAAACAAGCCUCACCACCUGAACCACCAGCCUCACCAUCUGAACCACAAGCCCCACCACCUGAACCAGGAAUACAAGCCUCAUCACCUGAACCACAAACCCCACCACCAGAACCAGGAGCACAACCAGGAGCACGACCUGAACUACUCAAUGUAACUACCACCUCCAUGCCCAUCGCUCCCGAUAACACUAGAAAAUGUUCUCAUUUGGUCACUGGGUUAAUUUUACAUCCCACUAAAACUGACUGAUGUUUUAUUAUUAGUAGUGAAUAUUGACACUUCCCAUAUACGUAGCUACAGGAUCGAACUGGCUGUGCUAUAAUUUUUAAAAUGUGCUGCAUAAAAAAGAAUGAGAAACUUAAAGAACUCUUCAA
Molecule: messenger RNA, 1969 nt
Organism: Halichondria panicea
Lineage: Eukaryota; Metazoa; Porifera; Demospongiae; Suberitida; Halichondriidae
Exons: 3
Coding region: 93-1844 (583 amino acids)
Source: RefSeq, a predicted model, not a curated record